AUGGGUUUUGAGCCGCGUGGCAUGAGUUGCCGGGGCAGGGAGGUCCAAAUAGUCAAGGCCAAUGACAGGGUCCAACAGAGGAGAAAGUUGCAGGCCUUUCCAAGAUCCUGGCAGACACGACGUUUGCAGCAGCAGAAGCAACUGCGGCUGCAGCACGGGAGCAGGAGACUGACUACUUCUCCGAUUCUCCCGGAAUGCGCGUUUAAGUUUUAUCUCUGCAGAAUUUACAACAUCCCCUUCCACGUGACACCUAGGCAAAAUGAGACAGAUUGCGCGCGCUUCGAAACAAAUCUAAUUGCCCGCUGGCAGGACUCAGGCAGCGAGCAGCCGGACGACUCGAGGGCCGAAAAUGUUGCGACAGACGGCUGCAGAGAGUGCAGGGAGAGAGAGAGAGAGAGA
Messenger RNA from Effrenium voratum, 399 nucleotides. NCBI's taxonomy places the organism in Eukaryota, Dinophyceae, Suessiales, Symbiodiniaceae. The record is from the annotation of a GenBank genome assembly.